AUGGAGGUGUGGGAAGCCCUGGCCAAAAUGCAGCCAGACCUCAUCUGUCGCAUCUGCCUGGACUACAUCAAUGACCCGGUCACCAUCGACUGCGGCCACAGCUUCUGCGACUCCUGCAUCCGCAUGUCAUGGAAGGACCUGCAGGACACAUUCCCUUGUCCCGUGUGCCGGCAGUCCCGCCAGGAGAUGCGCGUUAGUGCCAACGCCCAGCUGGGCAGGCUGGUGGACCUGGCCAAGCUCCUGCACAGCUCCAGCAGCAGCGAGAUGGCGGUGGCAGAGGAGGGCAGGUGUGAGGAGCACAGGCAGGGAGUGAGCCUCUUCUGCGAGGUUGACCAGGAGCUGGUGUGUCCCCAGUGCGCCCAGGGCCCUAUCCACCAGGGCCACCAGGUCAGGUCCAUAGGCGAGGCAGCGGCUCAUCACAGACAGAGGCUUGGUGACUGCAUCAAGUCCCUGAAGAAGCAGCUGCUAGAGCUGCAGAAGCUAGAAGUCGCCCAAGACAGAAACAUCCUGCAGCUGAGAGAGGACAUGGGAAAGCACAGGAAUCAGCUGGCCUCGGAAUUUGAGCAGCUCACCCAGUUUGUGGAGCGUGAGCACGAGGCUGCACUCCGCAGGCUGGCAGAAGAGGACAAACGCCUGCAGCAGCAGCUCAGGGCCAACCUGGAGGCCUACUCGGACCACAUCUCGGAGCUGAAGGACCUCAGACGGGAGGUGGCAGAGCGAAGCGUGAUGCCGGUGGCCUACAGCCUCCCUCCUCUGUACUCGGCGCUCAACAGCAUCAUCCAGAGAUUCCGAGAGCGCAUCAGCCUGGACCCCGACACGGCCCACCCAAGCCUGCGUGUGUCCCAGGACCUCCAGUCGGUGACCUGCGUGAGGAAAAGGUCCAAAGGGGAUGGGGACCCCGGGCCCUGGGAUGACACCACCCAGCUGGUGGUCCUGGGCCGGGAGGGCUUCGCCUCUGGCCGCCACUACUGGGAGGUGCAGGUGGGCGCCAAGCCCGAGUGGGCCGUGGGCGUGUGCAGCGUGGUCCCUUCGGCGCAGACCUCACGGCCCCUGGCGGCUCCCAAGAGAUGCUGGACGCUGCAGCUGCAGGACGGCGACUACCUGGCCGUGAGUGCGGGGGCCGAGCCUCUGGCUCUCAGAGACCAGCCCACGGCCAUCGGCAUUUACCUGGACUGGGAGCUGGGCCAGCUUUGCUUCUAUAACGCCACCAACAGGUCUCACCUCCACUCUUUCACGGAGCCCUUUGCUCAAGAGCUCAAGCCCUACCUCCGCUUGGGGCCCGACUCCGCCCCUCUCUCUGUGGGCGCUGGCGGGGCUGAGGAUGGGUGA
This is a messenger RNA of Sorex fumeus (smoky shrew), 1329 nucleotides long. Its product is annotated as tripartite motif-containing protein 75-like. The transcript has 2 exons. The coding region runs from base 1 to 1329 and encodes 442 amino acids. Lineage: Eukaryota; Metazoa; Chordata; Mammalia; Eulipotyphla; Soricidae. Gene Ontology annotation, molecular function: zinc ion binding; protein binding. The record is from RefSeq and is a predicted model, not a curated record.